AUGCUCUCGCUUCUUACAACGAAGCGCCCGACGACGGCGCCCGCGCCUCCACCCAACUACGGCGUCUACCUCGUCACCGACUCGACGCCCGCGAUCCUCGGCGACCGGGACCUAGCACAAGUUGUCGAGGCGGCGCUGCGGGGCGGCGUGACGUGCGUGCAGUACCGCGACAAGCUCGGCGAGCAUGCCGCCGUCGUGGCCACGGCCCGGAAGCUGCACGUCCUGACGCGGCGCUACGGCGUGCCUCUGCUCAUCAAUGAUCGCGUCGACGUGGCUGUCGAGGUUGGCUGCGAGGGCAUUCACAUUGGCCAGGAUGACAUGAACGUACACGAAGCCCGCAAGCUUGUCGGAAACGACAAGAUUAUCGGUGUCACUGCAAGCAAUGCCGACGAAGCCAUUAGAGCCUGUGAAGACGGCGCCGACUAUCUAGGUCUCGGCACCGUCUUCUCUACCGCCACUAAAAAAGAUACCAAGUCCAUCAUCGGACCCUCUGGCGUCCGCACCAUUCUCAAAGCCAUGGUCGAAGCCGGCCACGGCGCCGUCCCUACCGUCUGCAUCGGCGGCAUCAACAACGACAAUGCCGCCAAGGUUCUUGCGCAAUCGAGCGCCGCCCCGGCCAAGUCUCUCGACGGCGUUGCCGUCGUCAGCGCCAUCAUUGCCGCCGAGGACCCCGCUGAAGCGGCCCGGUUCCUUGCCGGCCAUGUUGCCGUGGCCGCGAUUCCGCUCGUCGUGGGCGCCGUGGGCCGGACGACGCCGCUAUCCCACAACAUGACGAAUCUUGUUGUGCAAAACUUUGCCGCCAACGUCGCCCUCGCCGUGGGCGCCAGUCCCAUCAUGUCAAACUACGCUGCCGAGGCCACCGACCUCGCCAAGCUCGGCGGCGCUCUCGUCGUCAACAUGGGUACCGUGACGCCCGAAGGCCUCGCCAACUACAAGCAAGCCAUCAAGGCCUACAACGACGCCGGCCGCCCCGUGAUCCUAGACCCCGUCGGCGCCGGGGCCACCGCCAUCCGACGCGCCGCAUCUGCCGAGAUUCUCGCCCUCGGCCGCUUCGCCGUCAUCAAGGGCAACGUUGCCGAGAUACAAACCCUGCACGGGCACUCCUCCUCCUCCUCCUCCUCAUCGACCUCCUCUUCCGCUGCUGCUCCUCAGCAGCGCGGCGUCGACUCAACCUCUGAGCUCACCGUCCCCUCACGCGCCCGUCUCGCCGCCGCCUUGGCCCGCCGCCACCGCACCGUCGUACUCGUCACCGGCCCGACCGACAUUGUCAGCGACGGCGCGCGCACGUACCGCGUCGACAACGGCGACGCCAUGCUCGGCCGCGUCACCGGCACGGGCUGCACGCUCGGCACCACAGUCAGCGCCAUGGUCGCCGCGUAUCCGCAGGACGCGCUGCUCGCGACCGUCGCGGCUGCGGCCGUGUUUGGCAUCGCCGCGCAGUACGCCGUCGACAGGGACGAGGUGCGCGGGCCGGGCACCUUUGUGCCCGCGUUCCUGGAUGAGCUCUACUCGAUUCAAAGGGCGACGGCCAAGGGCGAUCUGCGAUGGCUGGUGCUGGCUAGGGUGCAGGGCGUGCACGUGGAUGAUGGAGAAGCUUUGAAAGGCAAGGCGUAG
Beauveria bassiana ARSEF 2860 is the source of this 1614-nucleotide messenger RNA. RefSeq names its product hydroxyethylthiazole kinase. Gene Ontology annotation, molecular function: hydroxyethylthiazole kinase activity; ATP binding; thiamine-phosphate diphosphorylase activity. The coding region runs from base 1 to 1614 and encodes 537 amino acids. NCBI's taxonomy places the organism in Eukaryota, Fungi, Ascomycota, Sordariomycetes, Hypocreales, Cordycipitaceae. Gene Ontology annotation, biological process: thiamine biosynthetic process. The record is from RefSeq and is a predicted model, not a curated record. Gene Ontology annotation, cellular component: cytoplasm. The transcript is spliced from 5 exons.